This is a messenger RNA of Cololabis saira (Pacific saury), 7426 nucleotides long. Its product is annotated as C-Jun-amino-terminal kinase-interacting protein 4-like. Gene Ontology annotation, molecular function: signaling receptor complex adaptor activity; kinesin binding; MAP kinase scaffold activity. Lineage: Eukaryota; Metazoa; Chordata; Actinopteri; Beloniformes; Belonidae. Gene Ontology annotation, cellular component: cytoplasm. Gene Ontology annotation, biological process: vesicle-mediated transport. The record is from RefSeq and is a predicted model, not a curated record. Bases 362 to 4558 code for a protein of 1398 amino acids. The transcript is spliced from 30 exons.
AGUUUAUACUUCGUAGUUACUUUUUUUUUUAGUCUGCGUUAUCUCUGAUGUAAGUGUUACUUUUUUUCUCACGCUUUUGAGUUUUUGAACUGUGACAGUUGUGGCUUUUCCGAGGGUCAGUGAACGCGGCGGCAGCAGCUCAUCUGUUGGACGGGGAAACUAAUCAGGAGACUUUUCCACAGCUACGAGGCCAAGCUCGCCUCUAAAAGUCAGCCGUCCAAAACACAGACCUGGUUUCAGAAAGUGCACCGUCUCCUAUGUGUAAUGUAACAGUUAAAAAAAAUGCUUUAGAAAGAAGAGUUUUUCGUCGCUGAAAGUAACCAGAGUGGCUCAUUAAAGCGCGGAGAGUGGAGGUGAGAAAAUGGAGCUGGACGACGACGCGGUGCUGUACCAGGACGACUCCGGCCGCUCCGCCGCGAUGUCCGACCGGGUGUCGGGGCUCGCCAGCUCCAUCUACCGCGAGUUCGAGCGGCUCAUCGAGAAGUACGACGAGGACGCGGUGAAGGAGCUGAUGCCGCUGGUGGUGGCCGUGCUGGAGAGCCUGGACGCGGGCUUCGCCUCCGGCCAGGAGCGCGAGGUGGAGCUGGAGCUGCUGCGGGAGGACAACGAGCAGCUGGUCACGCAGUACGAGCGGGAGAAGUCCCGCAGGAAGCACGUCGAGGAGAGGUAUAUCGCCUUGGAGGACUCCCAAGACGGCGAGAAGAAGGAUCUUCAGUGUCGACUGGUGACGUUGGAGUCUCAUACACGUCAUCUAGAGAUGAAAACUAAAAACUAUGCAGACCAGAUCGGCAGAUUUGAGGAGAGGGAAGCAGAACUCAAGAAGGAGUACAAUGCUCUUCAUCAGAGACACACUGAGAUGAUCCACAGUUAUAUGGAGCACCUGGAGCGGACGAAACACCUACAUGCAGCAGGACCAGCAGAGCCUUCAGAUACAGGCACAUCAACAAAAACACGGAAGCAGCGCCCCAUCUCCAUAUUCCAACUUCCUGCGAGUGAUGGUGUGACCCCCGAACUCCACAGAGAACCCGUUGACACGCCAUUCGAGCCGUGGAGAUUCAACAACCUUAGCCAUCCACGGUCCAACACCAGCCUCAAGUUUGAUGAACCAUUUCCCCCAAAAAGAGAGAUUGGUGGAAGUUCACAGGAGAAUUAUCCCAAUCAGGAAGCUGAUGAGUGCCAGGAUGAAUUGGCCCACUUGAACUGUGGCAGCUCCAAGCCUGGCACACCAACCAACCAGCGAAACGCUUCAAAAAGUGGAACUUCUGCAUCUGUAAAUGAGGGAGGGUCUAAACCCAACACUCCCACAUCCUCUCAGGUUGAUAAUUCAAAAUUAAACUCGCCCACAUCGACACACAGCCGUAAUUCUAAAGGCAAAGCACCGCUAUCCACCGAUGAUGUGUCCAGUCUGGGACAAAAGCCUGGUUCUACACCGCUGUCUACUGCUGCCGCCGGUGCUGCCACCGGUGUUGCCGCCGGUGUUGCCAUGGAAUCUGUGGACAGAGCUCUACAGGACGAGGAAGCUUCAGAGGGGCUCGACAAGAACCUGGACUAUCAGACGGGCAAGCCAGAGGGCAGUAAGAACAUAGCAGGAGUGCAGGACGGACAGCAGGAUCAGCUUGGACGUGACGGCCAGGGGUCGGAGGUUAACGCUCUGAACAAUGAUGAUGGGAUGGACGACUUGGAGAAAUCUGAGGUGCAGGCUAUCAUAGAGUCUACUCCGGAGCUGGACAUGGACCUUGAUGGCUGCAGAGGCACCAGCACACCAGUUAAAGGCGGCAUCGAGAAUCUAGCGUUCGACCGUAACACCGACUCUCUGUUUGCCGAGCUCUCGUCUGCAGGAAACGACCUCAUAGGAGACGUGGACGAUGGCGCCGACCUGCUGGGUAUGGGUCGGGAAGUUGAACACCUGAUCCACGAGAAUGUCCAGCUCCUGGAAACCAAAAAUGCUCUGAACGUGGUCAAAAAUGACCUGAUUUCUCAAGUUGACGAGCUGUCGUGUGAGAAGGUGGUUCUGCAAGGAGAGCUGAUUGCCGUCACUCAGGCCAAGACCAAACUGGAGGAGAAGAACAAAGAGCUGGAAGAUGAGCUCAAGAAGGUCAAAGCAGAGCUGGAGGAUGCCAAACAGAAGGUCAAGAUAGACAACGAUGAUGAUAGUGACGUUCCUACUGCGCAGAGGAAGCGAUUCACCAGGGUGGAGAUGGCCCGAGUCCUGAUGGAGAGGAACCAGUACAAGGAGAGGCUGAUGGAGCUGCAGGAAGCUGUCAGAUGGACGGAGAUGAUCCGGGCCUCAAAGGAGACUCCCAAUCUUCAAGAGAAGAAGAAAUCCAGCCUCUGGCAGUUUUUCAGCCGUUUAUUUAGCUCAUCGGGCGGAGCGGGCAAGAAGCCAGGCGGGGAGGCCCCAGUGAACGUCAAGUACAACGCACCCACCUCUCAGGUUCAGCCGUCCGUCAAGAAGAAGAGCAGCACCCUGCAGCAGCUGCCCAGCGACAAGAGCAAAGCCUUCGAUUUCCUCAAUGAGGAACCUCCGCCUGAAAACACCAAGUCCAUCCGCCAACAGAAGAGGGCGCAGUACCAGCAGGUCAAGGCUCACGUCCAGAAGGAGGACGGCAGAGUUCAGGCCUACGGCUGGAGCUUACCUAAGAAAUGCAAAGCCAAUGGGGGUCAGACAGAGAACAAAAUGAAGAACCUGCCGGUUCCCGUCUUCCUCAGACCUCUGGAUGAGAGAGAUCCUUCCAUGAAGCUGUGGUGUGCUGCUGGUGUGAACUUAUCUGGAGGGAAAACCAGAGACGGAGGUUCGAUAGUGGGGGCCAGUGUGUUUUACAGUGACGUUUCGGGUCCGGAGAGCCCUAAGAAGAAGGCGGGAUCUCAGAGCAGUCUGGAUAAACUGGAUCAAGAGCUCAAGGAUCAGCAGAAGGAGUUCUGGCAACAGGACGAGCUGUCGUCUCUGGUGUGGAUUUGCACCAGCACCGAGUCCAACUCUAAAGUUGUUGUCAUUGACGCCAACCAGCCCGGGAACAUCUUGGAGAGCUUCUUCAUUUGCGACUCGCAUGUCCUCUGCAUCGCUAGCGUACCAGGGGCGAGAGAGACGGACUACCCGGCUGGAGAAGAGGUAUCUCCCAGCUCUGAGGCGGGACCCGGGGCAGAUGGCAGCUUAUCAGAAACCACUAACGGCUCAGCGGACGGUGACAGCGUUCUUGGAGGCAUCACGGUGGUCGGCUGUGAGGCAGAGGGAGGAACUGCUGUUCCUCGCACAGCAGACAGUCCAGAAUCCAGACCAGCGGAGGAAGCCACAGAAGCAACAGAGACGGACGUAGGACCUUCUGACCGCCGGGAAGGCCUGAGGGGCGUCUACACAGAACACGUCUUCACAGAUCCGCUGGGAGCCAAGCAGGCGGGAGAGACUCCAGCCAACUACACGCAGAAAGAGAGCGAUCUGCUGAAAGACGGCGUGAGUUCCAACCCCGACCAGGAGGAGCAGGACCUGAUGAUUGAAGAGGCUCAGAAGAUGAGCAGCGUUCAGCCCACCAUGUGGCUCGGGGCUCAGAAUGGAUGCGUCUACGUCCACUCCUCCGUGGCUCACUGGAAGAAAUGUCUCCACUCUAUAAAGUUGAAGGAGUCUGCGCUCGGCAUCGUACAUGUGAAAGGGCGCGUCCUGGUCAGUCUAUCUGAUGGCACAUUGGCCAUUUUCCACAGAGGAGUAGAUGGACAGUGGGACCUGACCAACUACCACCUGCUCGACCUGGGGAGGCAGCAUCACUCCAUCCGCUGCAUGACUGUAGUGCAUGAUAAGGUCUGGUGUGGCUACAGGAACAAGAUCUAUGUUGUUCAACCCAAAGCCAUGAAGAUAGAGAAAUCAUUCGAUGCUCACCCACGCAAGGACAGCCAGGUGCGUCAGCUGGCCUGGCACGGCGACGGCAUCUGGGUGUCCAUCAGACUGGACUCCACUCUCAGGCUGUUCCACGCCCACACCCACCAACACCUCCAGGAUGUCGACAUCGAGCCCUACGUCAGCAAGAUGCUCGGUACGGGAAAACUGGGCUUCUCGUUUGUCAGGAUCACGGCUCUGACGGUGUCAUGCAACCGUCUGUGGAUUGGGACUGGGAAUGGAGUUAUUAUCUCCAUCCCUCUGACGGAUACAGCCAAUAAGGUGAGCAAAGGAGCCGGUAGCCAUCCAGGGGGGGUGGUCCGCGUGUACGGAGACGACACCGGCGACAAGGUGACAGCCGGGACCUUCGUUCCUUACUGCUCCAUGGCUCACGCUCAGCUUUGUUUCCAUGGUCACCGGGAUGCUGUCAAGUUCUUCACUGCAGUUCCAGGUCAUUCAGUUCCAUCUGCAUCUUCUGCAGGAGACUCAUCUGGAGAAAAGACGGCGGACGCCACAACUCAGGAAGGAAGCAAGUCCAUGUUGGUGAUGAGCGGAGGAGAGGGCUACAUCGACUUCAGGAUGGGCGACGAGGACGGCGAGGCGGAGGAAGCCUCCAUGACCCUGCAACCCUCCCUGGCUAAAGCGGAGCGCAGCCACCUCAUCGUCUGGCAGAUCUUACUCGACGAGGACUGAGCGCGGGCCUUUCAAGGUCCGAUCUGCCUUUCCCUGAAGCUGCAGCUGCAGAGGAGCUGAAGGCGACCCGCUCUGCAGGCGCAGCUUUAAUCAGCACUUAUUUUCUGCUUCCUCAGUCCUGAACAAUAAGAGUGAAACAAGAAAAAAACAAACUGCUCUGUGAGCUUUUUCUCAGUGAUAACCUUGGAUGCAUGUUAACUUUUUUUAAUUUUUAUUAUUAUUAUAUUAUUAUGAUUAUUAUUAUUAUUAUUAUUUCAUGGAUUUGAAACAAUCUGCUAUCAUCCCUUCUGGUAUUUUGUUUUUAUUUGAGGUGAAGGCGUCUUUGAGGACGGGAUCUUUAGCUUUUUCUUUCCUCCCGACGUUCGUGACUCCCUCCGCUCGAACCGGUCGUGGUGUGUUCGUACGGGACAAAGUUCGCGGUGAAACCGUGCUUCAAAUCAGCUCUGCUGUUGGUCUUUAAGAAUGUACAUCAGGAGUCAAUCAUGUAGGAGUCCAGCCAACAUCACGCCCUCUCACCCGCUCGCUUCACGGUUCACAACUUUGGCAGUUUAAUCUCCAGGUGUGUUUGGGUUGGAAAACAAUAUGCCACAUUAAUCCAGUUGGCGUUUGUUUCAGUUGAGGAUUUUUUUUAUUUUUUUUUAAUUAAAUAUUUAACAUUUAGUUGUGGGAGCCCAGUUUGUGCCUCGAGGUGAAAGUCACAGAUCAGCAUUUCCUAAAAACAGAGAAUAAGAGUUUUUCAAACAAAACAGCUGCCAAUAUUUUGCAGGAAGGUGACAGUGAUUUGUGAUGUUUUUUUUUUUUUUUUUCUUUUUCUUUGGCUACCUUUGAUAGUUGCUGGAAAAUGAAUCAAGAACUUGAUUCAUGCAUCGUGAAUAGUCCUUUUAAAUUAAAAACCCUGUUGAUGAACAGACGGAAUCCUGCAUAGACAUGGUGACUUUUUAGAUCUUUAUCGAAAUACUUCAACGCUCAUAGAUGCUGUAAUCUGUGACCAGACUUGUUUUGUGUUUCGUGAUGAUUGAUUGAUUGAUUCUCACGCAAACGCACCUGCGAUGCACAUGAAACCACUCAGAAUCGACACCCCCAAGCCCACUUCACAGUAAAACACUACUAACUAGUUAUAAUCCAAUAGUUGAUAAAAAGGGCAAGUCACUUGCCAAAUAGUGAUCCCUUCAUAUUCUUUUCGCUCAUCUUUUAACUAAACCAAAUAUCAGCGCUUAUGCUGUCUGCUCGAUCAUUAUCUUCAGUAAUAAAUGAUCAUAUCUCAUCCAUGCUGAUGCUGAUACCACGAAUGUAAGAGUUAAAAAGGUUUCUGGUAACCAAGGUUAGCCUUAUUGAUGAUCCUAAACUCAAUCACCUUUCAUACAUGAGUUACCUCCGUCUAUAAUAUAAACUACAGAAUAAUAGAUUGAUAGAAUGAUGAUCGGUAGAUCUGUGUGGAUCAUUCUUAUGUGACAUACUCGACAAGUGAUUGGAUGCUGAUAACCUAUAAAAUGGUCUAUUUUCAUCUCAAAGACACAAUCAAGCUUAUAAUUACCCGUCUAGUUGAUCUCAUAGAUUAUUGCUCGUUCUCUGACUUGAACGUGACACCAGAGGUGCAGGCUGGAGCUCCACAACACGCGCUGUGCUGCGUACCUUCUUGAAGCCGAGUUAGCAGUACGAAGGUUCCUGCUGUCUAGUUUUCUCAUCCAAAAACAAGAAAAACGGUCAAAAGUAGGUGUAUGGCAGUAAAUGAGGUUGAGUGGUCACAGCAGCCGUCUGUAAAUGAUCCCCUAACUGUAGCAGAGUAGCGGUUAUGCUCCACCUACCUGCACAUUUACUAUUUUCAUUGAACAAGUCGAGGCUCUGUGCUGGUUUACAGCAUCGUCGAGAUCUAAUAGAUGAUGGGACUCGUCCGCUGACAGAACUAUUUCUGUUGCCUGAUCAGCAACGAUGGCAGCGUUCAAUCAUCCGGCUUGUUAACGGCUCACAUCCUCGGGUCCUUCUUCUAAAAGGCUUCCUGUUAGAAACCCCCCGCAGAGUUGUGUUGAAUGUAUCGCUAGAUUAGGAGCAGGCCGUCUGUCCUCUGCUCUCCAUCCACCCACCAGCUCCACUUUAGACACUUUAAGAAAAUGCCUUAGAUACCGAGGUUUGAAGAGAGUGAAAGGCUUCUCAAGCGUGACAGAGUAUUUAUUUAUUUUUUUCUCAGAAGAGUUAUUUUCCGUCUGCUACCAAAGGUUUAAGACCGAUAAUUGGCCGGGAGCUGAAACGAUAUCUAACGAUGUGUCGCCUCCGUGUAAAUAAAACGCAGGUUUUUUUAUAACAGAAAUCCUAAAGUAACAAUAGGAUAUAUUUUUAAACUUUCAUAUUCGGGGGAAAAAUGAACUAUUUUUGGAUGUGUGAGAGAACGUGCUUGGACCUGAAGAUUGUUCAUCUCGACAUUUACGGGACAAAAAUUUGAUAGUUGACCUGUUUGGUUUGCGGCCUUUACACAAACUCGUGUGUAUAAUCUGAGACACCCGCCCACCCAUGACGGCGAACUGAGGAAAAGGUUUCACUUCUCACCAGUUUUUACGUGUAAAAAAUAGUUUUAUUUUAUUUAGAUUAUCCUCUCAGAGCAAAGUGGGGAAGGAAAUGUUCUUUUGGCUGUAUUGGAGACCAUCUCUCUUGCAUCUGUGUUCGACUGCACUGCAUCUGUGUUUUGUUCUUUUUUUUUCCCCCAGAAGUCCUUGUUCUCACCAUGCAUGAGUGUGGAUGUGUCUUCUCUCCAGGAGAGAAGAGAAAUAUUAUUGCAGUUUAGCCAUUACAGUAUUUAUUUACAGUGAUUGAGCCUUUGCAAUUGAGAAUGUAUCUUUGUACAAUGAACAUAAAUGGUUGUAUGUGUAUGAAACA